CCAGUUCGUAACGAAAACCCGCUGCAUUCGGCCGCUACAGUCAUUCACAAUAUGUCCUUAGCCGAAGGAGCUUCAGACACAGAACAGGCCAGGCAAGAGGAAGAUAAGAGCUCGACCACGCUCCAGAAAACCAACGAGAAACGUCAGAUGUCCGACUCGUACAUGUGGAAAGAACAGAUUCACACUCUAAUGAAGGGCGGAGAGAGCGAGUCCGACAUAUCGGACUCAGAGCAUUUCCUCACAAAGGGCGCCUUCCUUCUCACUCCCUCCCACGGCCUCAGCAUGGAAAAAGCCUCCGCCAUCUGUGAGAAGAUGGAGUUCAAGGGAUGCUUCUCCCUGACGAAGACUGCUACUGGAAUACUCUUUAAGUUUUCCAGCGUCGAUGACUAUCAGAUGGUAUUCAAGAAAGGUUUCCAUAAGGUUACCGGAUCGCGGUUCUAUAGGAAGAUCGCUAUUCCGUGCAGACCGCAGAAGACCUUUACCAUUUAUGUAUACGACAUUCCCGACGAGAUCCCAGAGGAGGAUGUGCGCCACGCUUUGUACAAAUUUACUUCGGUCGUUGAGGUCGUCAGGCUGUAUUACUCUGGAUCCCCAAAAGACGGGAACACUGGUACAUCGACUCCAAAACCAGAGAAGACCUCGUCCCGAGCUCUCACGACUAUUGAUGGAGAGCUCGUGAGCAGCAUGGUGCCGAAGGAAGCCACGAGCGUGGUCCGUGUCACUCUCGCCAACAUCGAGGAAGCCAACAUUCUGCUGCAAAACGGCCUGGAUUUCUACGGAGCUACGUUCUUUCCAACCGAAUUAGCUACCCCAACCCAGGCAGCUAAGUUGAUUAAGCCUAGCAACAGAGUAACUGGAGGUACCGUGUCAGCCAGAGUCCGUGAUUUGCUCCCGGUUUUCGACCAGCAAGGAUUCGCCAAGUUCGCUCCACCGGCCUCUAGACUGGUGAAGCCACGUUCCAAGUGAAAGGCUGAUAAAUGUCAUAGACCACAAACGCUAAGGACACGGCUGCUCGAACGAAAAUCAUCAUAAUAUGUAGGCAUCAUCUAACUUGUACAUAUAACUUUACGCAUUUAAUUUACCGAACCGAAUGUUGAAGCUUUUACUAAUUUUUGAUACUGGCUCAUUUAGUCGGAACUCGCAAUUUGAUACUAGAUUACCAUAACAGUUAAUACGUUUAACACUGAAUAAUUUCGUUCGAUUUGUUUAGGUAAAGUACCAUAGUGCAUUUUUUAUGUGCCAUCUAAUUUUAUGUGAUUUCAUUUUUUUGUUACCGAUUAAAAAUAAAUUUAAUGUU
Bombyx mandarina (wild silkworm) is the source of this 1297-nucleotide messenger RNA. RefSeq lists its product as uncharacterized. The record is from RefSeq and is a predicted model, not a curated record. NCBI's taxonomy places the organism in Eukaryota, Metazoa, Arthropoda, Insecta, Lepidoptera, Bombycidae. Gene Ontology annotation, molecular function: nucleic acid binding.